This is a messenger RNA of Oncorhynchus gorbuscha (pink salmon), 5060 nucleotides long. RefSeq names its product sorting nexin-29-like. Gene Ontology annotation, molecular function: phosphatidylinositol binding. The transcript has 22 exons. The coding region runs from base 444 to 2930 and encodes 828 amino acids. The record is from RefSeq and is a predicted model, not a curated record. NCBI's taxonomy places the organism in Eukaryota, Metazoa, Chordata, Actinopteri, Salmoniformes, Salmonidae.
ACAGUGUGUCUGGUCAUGUGACCGGCAGUGCCGACGAUGUUUCGCUUUGCAGGCAGUGGCACAAUAAAUGUAUCUUAUUACAAUUUAAAGAUUAUCCAGAGCUACGACAGUCCAGUCACAGAAACUACAAGUGCUUUUGGGUUUGUAAAUCAAACAUUUGAUCUACAAAUGUGACUCGGUUUAACUCUUAUAGUGAUAGUGGUAAACGGCUACUCGCAGGCCUCUGUAGUUCCAGCCGACAUGCGCAACAGUGGGCCAAGGACCCCGGUUGUGUUGAUGGGAAGAAGGGAGUGCAAGAUCAUGGAAGUAGUGCUCUCUGCCUCCCAGGGUUCGGUUCGUACAGAAUAGCAAUAGAAUUCUGGAUUUCCACCAUGUCGAACCGAAGAGCUAUGAACUAGUUUACUUGUGGAGUGUCAACAACACUAACGACUCGGACUGACAGCAUGAACGGCCCUCAGCAGAAUGACGCAAAGAGACAACACCUGCUAGAGAGGCUGCUGGACGCUGUCAAACAGUGCCAAAUCCGCUUUGGAGGAAGAAAGGAGAUCGCCUCAGAUUUAGACAGCAGGGUGAUCUGUUUGUGUGCCCAGUUUGAGGCUGUCCUCCAGCAUGGCCUGAGGAAGAGUAAAGGACUGGCUCUCACUGCUGCUGCCAUCAAGCAGGCCGCAGGAUUCACCAGCAAGACUGAAGCAGAAGCUUCAGUUGAGCUGACAUUCUGGCUCUAUGUGAAGGAGCAUUUGAACCGCCAUGAGCUGCAGCGGUUCUACUCCCUGAGACACAUCUCCUCUGAGCUGGGCCGUGGCCGCGCCUGGCUCCGCUGUGCCCUCAACGAACACUCACUAGAACGCUACCUACACAUGCUGCUCGCAGACGGCAUACGCCUCGGUACUUUCUAUGAAGACUGGGCGUUUAUUCUGGAUGAGGAGCGAGCCAGCAUGCUGCCCACCAUGGCUGCAGGACUAAACUCCAUCCUGUUUGCCAUCAACAUCGACAACACAGACCUGAACGGUGUGCCCCGGGCGGGCGGCUCCUCCUCCUCCGUGAGCCACCUCCUGAAGGAGUCCACCCAGGGCAUAGGGAGCCUAUGGAAGGAGUCCACCCAGGGGGUGAGCACUCUGCUCAGGGAGAUCAGCACCGUCACCGCUGUGGUGCCAGGCUUCACCCCUACCCACUGCCCCGACGGAUCAUCAGACCCACUGCCUGUCCUGCCACGCAGCGCCUCCGCGGACUCUGGCCUGAGGAAGGAGCGACGGAGGAAAAAGAAAAUCACCAACAUCAUCUCCUUCGACGACCUGGAUGGGGGAGCGGAGGAUGAGGAAGAGGUGGGGGGGGGGACUGUCACCCUCAGGAAGAGCACCACUGCUCCUCAGGUCAGUCUGGAGGAGGGUAUUUACCCACUGGAGUCCUCCUUCUCCCUCUCGCCUCUCCAGAACGGGCUGCCCGAUCCUGGGAUAGUCAGCUGGGCCGGGUCUCCUCCUUUCUCCAGAGCUCUGCCUGACACCAAGAUUAUUGAUAAUGAUGAUGAGGAGGAAGAGGUAUACAAGAGUAGGCCACAGCCACAGAGCCCCUUUCAUAACACGGCCAACACUGACCAAGUGUCAACGUGGGGUGCCCUGCAGGCCAUAACUGAUAAUGACAGUUCAGACAUCCUCAUUCCUGUGGCCUCCAGCCACUCCUACGCUCAGCCAGUCGGCUCAGUGAAAGAUACGGUUGCAUUUCCUGUACAGACAGAUUCCACAGGUCCAGUCAGCGACUACGAGACGACCAGAUCCCAGCUACAGUUCAACUUGGAGCCCAGCCCGCCGGUCCAGAAUGCACCUCUCUCCAGUGUACUGUCCAGUGCCACCCCUGGUCUACCAGAGUCAAUGACAGUGGUGGAGCUCCGCCAGGCCAUAGUGGCCAUGAUGAACAGGAAGGAUGAGCUGGAUGAACUGAACAUGUCCCUGCGCAGCCUGCUGGAUGGGGAGAUGGAGCACUCUGCUGGGCUGAGACAGGAGACAGACGCCUUGAGGAGACGCCUGGAUGAGCUGGAGGAGAGACACACAGCCAAGGUCCAGGCUCUGGGCAGGGAGAACGAGGUCCUCAAGGUCCAGCUGAAGAAAUACGUGGGAGCUGUCCAGAUGCUGAAGAGAGAGGGGAGCCAAGGAAACGACACUGCUCUCCCCAUGGUGAGGAACUGUGAUGAUCCCACUCCGGCCCCUCAGAGCAGGUCUAUGGAUGAUGUUGAGGAGCUGGCUGCCAGCUAUGAACGCAAACUCAUAGAGGUGGCUGAAAUGCAUGGCGAGCUGAUAGAGUUCAAUGAGCGUCUGUACCGUUCUCUGAUGGCCAAGGACCACCUCAUCAACCAAAUGAAACAGGAACUCAUUGAUCUCAGAGGACCAGUUCCUGGUGACCUGAGCCAGACUUCUGACGACCCCAGCCUAUCAGAUUUUGAGACGGCUCACCGUGCUCUCAUCAAUGUCUGGAUUCCCUCUGUGUUUCUGCAAGGACGUGCUUCUAACGCCUACCAUGUAUACCAGGUGUACAUCCGUAUCCUAGACAACGAGUGGAAUGUCUACAGACGCUACACGGAAUUCCGGACGCUCCACAACCACUUACGCUCACAAUUCCCGCAAGUCGGCACCUUCAACUUCCCACCCAAGAAAGCCAUAGGGAACAAGGAUGCCAAGUUUGUAGAGGAGCGUAGGAAACAGCUCCAGUCGUACCUGAGGAUGGUGUUGAACAAGCUGAUCCAGACCCUGCCAGAGUUCUCUGCUAAACCCACCAAGGAGACCCUGCUGCAGCUGCUGCCCUUCUGCCAGGACACACCAGUGGCCAGCGAGGGGAGCAGUAAGACAGCCCGGUCCAAAGCCUCGUCACGCUUCCCCAGACUGGGUUGCAACCGCAACCAGGAGGGCCGCAACCCAGAGCCCCAGAGCGGCGACCUCUAACCUCUACCCUCUACACUUUUACCUUUUCUUUGAUUUGCUGAUACUGAGGGGUACUUCCUGCUCCUGGACUAACUCAGAGCCUGAGAGAGGAGAGAUGGACAGUGGAGGUUAUGGAGGGGAGAGGCAACAGCAGGGCCUUUUAUCCUCUAUUUCGGAGAACCCCAGAGGCUAACUAUGCCUGCUCUCCUGAACGGAGGAUUCACUCAAAGAACACGCAUAGACUAACUGGGCCUCGGACAAACAUUAAAAUAAGAUGGGAGUACUGUUCCCUGAUUUUAUUCAGUUUGUAGUGAAACUGUAUCAUGGUCAUGGUACCUACAGUGUUUUCUAGCUUUUUUGCAUUGAGGUGUGGGGACAGAGACAAGUGUUCUUCAAACAAAACUAACAGGUGUUUUCUUGGUCAAUGUCAGCAUUUCGGUGGCAUUUUUUAUUUUGACAUCAUCCUUUUACCUAAUAUUAACUAAGGCAAUGAGCAUUCAUCUUUUAUAUUUAUUUUGCCAAUCUGUUACCAUACGAUAAUGUGCACAAUUGCAUAUUCCCUCACACAAUUUAAAGACUUUUAAUACAAAUAUUACUGCUGGACUGAUUAUCCAGACGUCCCAAUGAUUGUGGACUGAAUGUGACUUAGCAGGAGACUUGACAGUAAAUAGAUCAUAGAUGAAUGUCUUACAGUUGGGUAACACUUGAAGAGAAGCCGCUUGAUCAAGUGCAUGAAAAGUCAUUUACAGAUGCAGUUUGUACACUGCUUUAACUUGUAUGAAAUAGAAAUCCUAAAUACAUACAUAUUACUCAAGUAUAGAGAUUACUUCGGGGGGAAAAAUAAGAGAUUGCAUGUGGUGGAAUUUGUUCUUGUGACCGCCCCCCAGUCAGCUGUCCAAUCAGAAGUUUUCAAAUGAGAUUUAAACAGGAAGCUACAGAUGAUAACGCACUGGGGAAGACUGUAAGUCAGCACACAUCAAUAAUAGGAGCAAAUGAUGAAAUGAUUACCAAUCUUAUUUUGAAGCACAAAUAUCAAAUAUUAAUGAUAAACAACAAAUGUAUUUUUUGUUCAUUCACCCAGACAAACAGCACUGCUGUUACAUAUUGUUUGUUAAACUUGAAAUGGAGAAACAGGACCCUGGUUCUAUUCAUAACAAAGCACUUCAAUUGAUCUAGCUGUUCUUUCUACUCAGACAUUAAGUGAUGUUGUCAUUGCCACUUCUACAGGACCGCUACAAAGGUUCAUUUCCUGUUUGUGUCUCAUGGCUAGGACCAGGAGUUUUUCCCCAGAUCAUGUGACCUGACCAGGAGAAACGCUGGACCCUAGUUGUAGGCUGUAACUAGAGCCUAGAGUGUUUCCUGGUCAUUUCACGACUAGAGCCCAAAGUGUUGCCCUAUCAGGUCACAUAGUCAGGAGAAAGAAAAACUCCUGGCCCUCCACAACGCUCCUGUCUUUGGAGGGCUUCUCUUGUACCUUCUGUCCUACCCUUUAGCCUAACAGUCUGCCUUAAAAGACAGUGGCACAGAGAGACUAAUGAAUAAAGGGGUUCAUACUGUACAUAUAUACCAAUGGUGUUGUUAUUGUGGUAUUCUACAUAUGGAAGUCCAAAGCAGGAACGAAUCUGUGACAAUAUUGGUUCUUGAUGAUUCAUUAAGGACAUGAACAUUAUGUAAAUUAAUUGGAUCAAUGUAUUUUUGGGGGUGUAUUUUAUUAGGAUCCCAAUUAGCUGUUGCAAAAGCAGCAGCUACUCUUCCUGGGGUCCACACAAAACAUGAAACAUGACAUAAUACAGAACAUUAAUAGACAAGAACAGCUCAAGGACAGAACUGCAUCCAUUUUUAAACAGAAAGGCUCAUGUAGCCUAAACAUCAAUACAUACACACAAACUAUCUAGGUCAAAUGUCUUGCCUAGUUAAAUAAAGGCUAGAUAAAGACAUCAACGUAUAUACAGUAUGUUGAGUGCCUUCAGAAAGUAUUCACACCCCUUGACUUUUUCCACAUUUUGAUGUGUUAUAAAGCAGGAUUAAAAUUGAUUUCAUUGUAAUUUUUUGUCAACAAUCUACACAAAAUACUCGAAUGGUGAAAGUGGAAGAAAAAUUAUAUAUUUUUUUAUGAUAUGAAAAAUAAAACACUAAUAUAUCUUAAUUAAA